Molecule: messenger RNA, 2156 nt
Organism: Crotalus tigris (Tiger rattlesnake)
Lineage: Eukaryota; Metazoa; Chordata; Lepidosauria; Squamata; Viperidae
Gene: OGFOD3
Product: 2-oxoglutarate and iron dependent oxygenase domain containing 3
Exons: 10
Coding region: 49-1134 (361 amino acids)
Cellular component (GO): membrane
Molecular function (GO): iron ion binding; L-ascorbic acid binding; oxidoreductase activity, acting on paired donors, with incorporation or reduction of molecular oxygen
Source: RefSeq, a predicted model, not a curated record
CGGAGGUAGCAUCCCCAGGGGUCCAGGUAGAGCUGCUUAAUUGGAACGAUGGCUCCUCAGCGGCGACUGACCGGAAGGGCUCCGGAGAGUGGCGGUGUAGGUGCGGCGGUUCGAGCGGAAGAGCGUCGUCAUUGCAGCAGUGAUGUGAAAGAUAAUAUUCAAAAAGAUUCACGCCGAAAAUGGUUAACAGCAGCUUUCCUUGUCUCAUCUGCCAUGCUGGGUUAUCUUUUGAGUAGAAGCUACUUGUUCAGUGAAGAUGGAGUUACAGAAGUAUUGGCUCAUCAUGGUGAAAGUAUCCCAGACAAAUUCAUUGAAGUACCCUGCUCAGAGGAUUAUGACAGCCAUAAACGGUUUGAAGGCUGUACCCCUCGGAAGUGUGGAAGAGGGAUAACAGAUGCCAUAAUUAACAGGGAAGAAGCUGAGCAAAUCCGUAGAAUAGCAGAGAGGGGACUGUCCCUGGGAGGAUCGGAUGGAGGGAUAUUUCAUUACCCAAACUAUGUAACAUCAUCACUGUUCAAGAUCAGACACCACCAAGGAACCCUCGAGUUAAGGAUUAUAAUGUUCACCUGCUAUGACAUAAGAAUAUAUAUUUUUCAGGCUUCAAUUCUAGAUUUGCACUCUGGAGCCCUUUCUUUGGGGAAGCAUUUUGUUAAUAUGUACAGAUAUUUUAAUGAUAAAAUCCAUGACAUCUUUACAGAUGAGGAUUUUCAGUUAUACCGUGAUGUGAGGCUCAGAAUUCAACAAAAAAUAGCUCUUGCUUUUGGCAUCAGCUCAUCCUCCAUGUAUUUGACGAAACCAACUUUCUUCUCUAGAAUAAAUAACUCAGAAGCAAAGACAACCCAUGAUGAAUAUUGGCAUCCUCAUAUUGACAAGGUGACCUAUGGUUCGUUUGAUUACACAUCACUGCUGUACCUAUCAGACUAUGCAGAAGACUUUGGUGGUGGACGGUUUGUUUUUAUGGAUGAAGGUGCAAAUAGGACUGUAGAACCUCGAGCAGGACGGGUUUCCUUUUUCACAUCUGGCUCAGAGAACCUCCAUCAUGUUGAAAAGGUCCACUGGGGCACUCGCUAUGCCAUCACCAUUUCCUUUACCUGCAAUCCGGACCAUGGUAUCAGGGAUCCUGUUUUAACAUGACAGGUGGUAGCCAGAUGGAUUGGCAAGAGAAACUCUGUGUGGGAGGGGAAAAGAAACUUUUAAAUUAACAUAUAAAUUCCACUGAAUUUUAUCUAAAGUAAAUUGUGUGUGUGUGUGUGUAAUUCCACUCAAUUUUAUCUAAAGUAAAUUGUGUGUGUGUGUGUAGGUUUUUGUUGUUUUUUUACUUCUAAGUGUUGCAAAAACAGUGCCUUAAGGCCCAUAUUUCUAAGUUACUUAUAACAUUGCUUUAUGAGAUAGCAAUUAAAAUGGUUUGGCUUUUCUUUUCCAACUCUUGGGUACUGCACGAUAGGCCUAGGAAAGCAGUACCAUUCCAUCAUUUAAUCUCUUCAAAUAAUCCUUUUUAUCAGUUCUUAAAAUUACAAUUUGUGAUGCCCUAUGAAAUAUGUUCAUAGACUCUGGAAUACAUUGCAAGGAAGGAGUAUCAUCAUGCCUUGUUCCAGACCCCAUAGAGCAGUGUUUCCCAAACUUGACAAUUUUAAGGCAUGAGGACUUCAACUCCCAGAAUUCCACAGCCAGCAACGCUGGCUGUGGAAUUCUGGGAGUUGAAGUCCUCAUGCCUUAAAAUUGUCAAGUUUGGGAAACACUGCCAUAGAGUUGUUUAUAUUUUGGAAAAUAGAAACCUGGAACACCUAUGAAGCAGUUGAUUUAUGACUUUAAUCAUUUGCAGUUGUACACAAGAGAUCCUACUCUUUUACACAAGAAUAUCAGGUUUUUCUUUUAAAUCUUUACUUCAAUAUAUUCUUCCUUGGAAGAAGCCACAAGCUUUGAUGAUUGGAUUAUCCCUGUAGAAACCAGUUGUAUAUGAUCUCAGCCAUGAUUUCUUAUAACCAACUAAGAGGAGGCUGCUCAGAAUAAAAUAAAACUACUAAAUAAUGUGUUCAAUAGUGGCUCAAUUUCUCUAUUUGCCUGGGGAAGAAGGCUCAUUAGCUUGUUUAAUUUUACAAUCAUGUUAUAAAUAUUCAAGUGAUUUGAAAAUCCAUUAAAGUUUGCCUUGGAAUAAA